Strongylus vulgaris is the source of this 135-nucleotide messenger RNA. Lineage: Eukaryota; Metazoa; Nematoda; Chromadorea; Rhabditida; Strongylidae. The record is from the annotation of a GenBank genome assembly.
AUGGGCCGCGAUGGCCAUGAGCCGCUUCCUACUGAAGAAGUUGUUGAUACAGCAGUAGAAGAAGAGCCAGAUCGAGGGCAAUGGACGGGAAAGUUUGACUUCCUCAUGAGCAUGAUUGCAUAUGCUGUAGGACUU